Messenger RNA from Aspergillus glaucus CBS 516.65, 2652 nucleotides. Its product is annotated as putative membrane bound cation transporter. The record is from RefSeq and is a predicted model, not a curated record. The transcript has 2 exons. Gene Ontology annotation, biological process: intracellular calcium ion homeostasis; calcium ion transmembrane transport. The coding region runs from base 121 to 2310 and encodes 729 amino acids. Gene Ontology annotation, molecular function: calcium:proton antiporter activity. Lineage: Eukaryota; Fungi; Ascomycota; Eurotiomycetes; Eurotiales; Aspergillaceae. Gene Ontology annotation, cellular component: fungal-type vacuole membrane.
CUCUUUCUAUCCUUUCUUUCAUUCUCUCCUUCCUUUCGAUCUUUCUACUUUUUUAUCGCUCUACUUCAGUCUGCACCUAGGCAGUGCCUGUGACUACCCCCAGGACCCAGUCCAUAAUACAUGCACCGGAUUCACUCGUGGGCGAAAGCUCACGCGUUCGAUGGCAGUCUACCCUCGCAAGAACCCAGCAAGGAAGCCGCUGAGGAACCCCCGGAUAUACAGCCUUCCGCCCCUACUCAAAAUGCCCAAGUGACUCCUCCCAAAGAGACCCCGGCCGCGGAGUCGGGGUCGAGUACGGAAAACAAAACCGAAGAACAAAAGCCUGGCCUAUUGGUCCGCGCCAAACAUGGCUCGGUCCGUUUCUGCAAGCACACCAAGACAGCCCUCUUUCACAGCUGGGUCAAUGUCCUCUUGGUCUUCGUACCAAUUGGUAUUGCCGUCGAGGCUGUCGGCUUGGAUCCUGCCAUCAUCUUUGCCAUGAACGCAGUGGCCAUCAUCCCUCUGGCUGGCUUGUUGAGUCAUGCUACAGAGUGUGUUGCAAUGCGCCUGGGAGAUACCAUCGGUGCACUCAUCAACGUCACCUUUGGAAAUGCAGUCGAGUUGAUCAUUUUCAUUAUUGCUCUGGUUAAGAAUGAAAUCCGCAUCGUUCAGGCCUCACUGCUCGGCUCGAUUCUGGCAAAUCUACUCCUGAUUAUGGGAAUGGCCUUUCUCCUGGGAGGUCUCCGUUUCCAAGAACAGAUCUACAACAGCACCGUCACUCAAAUGAGCGCCUGUCUCCUCAGUUUGAGUGUCAUGAGUUUGCUCCUUCCGACCGCAUUCCAUGCCUCAUGGUCCAACGGUGCAAUCGCUGAUAUAUACACCCUCAAAGUCAGCCGCGGAACGAGUGUCGUCUUGUUGCUGGUGUACAUUCUCUACAUCAUCUUCCAGCUCAAGUCCCAUUCGUACCUUUACGCCAGUAUCCCUCAACAGAUCAUCGACGAAGAAUCUCACCCUGGUAUCUUGGCUGAGUUGAUGAAUUCUUCCGAUUCCUCCAGCAGCUCCUCUAGUGACUCUGACGACACCACAACAUCCUGGACCACCGCCAAACGUAUCAAGAAGGCUAUGAAAUCCAGAAGACAUCGCAAGUCCAGCGUUAGUUCCAAGGGCACCGCCACACGGCGGUCGAUUCACCAAAAGCUGACCGAACUGCCUCGCCCUGCAACCGCUGACAGAUCCAAUUCGGCCCUGGGCUCCAUGGAUGAUUCCGCUUCGUGUGCCGUCGAAUUUGGCGAUGACAUGCGAUACGACGCGGACGACGAUGUCAGACGACUGCAGAUGCCCCGUUCUCGAGACUUCGGACAACAGCCAUCCAGCGUCAACGUGAAGCCCGCCAAGGAGGAUCGGAAGGCCAGAAAGGAGCAGAAGAGGCGACAUAAAUCAGAAGUCAUGGCUGAGAAGCAAGACGCAGUGGUUGACAGCGCUUCCAUGCCAAACCGACCUUCCCUACAGUCGCACUUGUCGGAACCCAAUGUCGUUCGCGAAGAUCUUGGCCCCGUUGACGACAUUCCGAAGAGAAAAUCGCCUUUUAGACCGGUUAUGCCGUCAUUGCUUUCCAAUACCGUGUUUUCAAGCGGACAGCCACAACCGGCUGCUGCUCAACCGGCUCCUAAUGCACACGGUCUCCGACGCGCCAAUUCUCUUCCAGGUCGGAUAAACCGCCCACCCCCGGUUGGCAAUGCUGUGCAGUACGCCCGUGGGGCUUCCCGCUUUCCUAACCCUAACGACGAAGAUCCAGUCGCUGUCCAGGCUGCACCAUCGACCGUGCAGCCUGAAAUGUCCCGUACCGCCGCCGUGGUCAUGUUGCUCAUUUCCACUGCUCUUGUGGCGGUCUGCGCUGAGUUCCUGGUUGACGCUAUUCCAACGAUGGUCGAAAGCUCCAACGUCAGCGAGGCCUUUAUUGGUUUGAUCAUUCUUCCCAUUGUGGGUAACGCUGCAGAGCACGUUACCGCCGUCAGUGUGGCUACGAAGAACAAGAUGGAUUUGUCGAUUGGUGUGUCUGUCGGAAGUAGUAUCCAAAUUGCUAUUUUCGUCACUCCAUUGGUCGUUAUCCUCGGCUGGUGUAUGGACAAGGACAUGUCUUUGUACUUUACGCUGUUCGAGACCAUCUGUCUGUUUGUGACAGCCUUUGUUGUCAACUUCUUGGUUCUCGACGGUCGCAGUAACUAUCUCGAGGGCGCACUUCUCAUAGCGGCCUAUGUGAUCAUUGCAGUCGCUACCUUCUUCUACCCGGAUAGUGCACAGUCCAGCGAUUUUGCAGGUCCUGGCCAGUAAAUUCGGAUGUGCGAAUGGGUGGAUUAGGGUGGAAUGUUUGUAUGGUAGAUUGCUCUAUGGUUAUCCAGACUGAGAUUUUUUUUCUCAUUUCAUUUUCUUUUCGGGUAUCUUUUCUUUCGCCUGUUCUUUUUCUUCAUGCAACAAUUUGAAACUCUUGCUGCUAGUGCAGCCUUUUCAUGGCCUUUGGUUUUCUGUAUGCUUUAAGUUCAAUUAAUCGAUUGCCUUCGAUAAACUACCAUAACUUCUAUGUAGCUGUUCAGUUUGGUUCCACUUGCAUUGAGCAAGAUACAUAAUACUUCUCCUCGUCCUUCGGAAAGAUAGCGCAAUAACAUGGAAUCCUGU